AUGGAGGAUUCGACACAUCACGCUGAUUCCGGUCCGGCGCCACGAUCAACCAAGUCGCCCAAACCAAAGCCCGCCUUCCGCAAGCGCUUCCCCCAGAGCUUCCGCUUCCCUGCCAAAUCGCUGCGCCGGCACUCGCGCGCCCAUUCCGUGUGCAGCAGCGUGUCCUCGGCGCCCUUUCUCGACUCGGACACGGGCUACUCGGCCUCGACGGUCGCGAGCCCCAUCAGCACCGUGCACGAGAGCGAGACCGAGGAUCUCAUCUACCCAACGUUUCUGGACGGCGUGGCCGAGAGGUAUCGCCAGCAUUUCGCCUCGUUUGAUUCGGGAUCGACCUGGGUCGGUGACAGGGACGACGAGGACAGGGUCAACCACGACAGGCUGGAAAAGACAAUCAGGUCCGUUUUGGCGCGUUCAAUGUCGCCAAAGCACUUUUUGAAAGAGGCCGAUGAAGAGGAGCUGGAAAGCCCAGCCACUGCACAACCGCUGAGUGAUGAUGCUAGUUUGAUGUCAGGCAACUCCGAGGCCAACCCCGGCGAGCAAUCCGAUGGAGCUAGCCCUCGAACACUCAUAUGCGACGCCAGCUCUGUUAUCACCGACGAGGCACCUGGGAGUGACGCGGACACGCUCGUCACCUACACCCUACAACUCGUCUACGGCAUCGACGCCCCGGAGCAGGAGCCCCAAAUCAGCAACCUGCGCCGCCUGUCUGCGCGCUACAUCCGCGAACUCGGCGAAGCCAUCUGGCAGUUACCCGCCGUCGACGGCGAGCAGUCCAACUCACAGGGCAACAACGCCUACUCCAGCAGCACAUGCUCGCCCAUCGACGACGGCCGCCGUGGCUCGCCGUCCGGGUCGUCGCAGUCGGGCGCCUCCAAGCGCAAGCAAGACGACGGCGCCGGCGACGAGCACGGCCAGGGCAACGCGCAGGGCGGAUCCGGCUUCGGGCCCGCCAAGAAGGCCCGGCAGGGCGCGCGCGACGACGGGAACCUGCGAUUGAGCUGCCCGUUCCGGAAGCGCAACCCGCAGCGCUUCAACGUCCGCGACCACCACAGCUGCGCCAUGACCUAUUUCCCCAAGUUUGCAGAGCAGCAUAUUGUCAAACAGCACAAGCGCGACGACCCCUCGGCCUUUGUCUGCGACAGAUGCAAUCGCGACUUUUGCUCGCGCAAGGAGCUGCGCGACCACCAGCGGCUGCCGAAAGAGCUCAUGUGCGACUUGGCCGAUCACGAUCCCGAGUCGGGCAUCGACGGACCAACGUGCAACAAGCUGCUGAGCCGAAAACGCGCCAGCGGCACGUCGCCUUUUGUGCAGUGGAAGGAAGUAUGGAACCUGCUGUUUCCCGACGACGAUGACCACACGAUCCAAACCUUUAACUUUACACCGGUGAUUGAACACUUCGAGCUGGCGGCCCAGUUUCAUGCAUCGCUGAAUAGGAUGCGCGCCUCGCUGCAAGACGACAUACCCCUUCCGACCGCGCUGGACGGGGCGUGCGCAAGACUGCAUCGGUGCUUCGCCGAGACGGUCGAGCAGUGUCUCGGCGCCGCGCAGGGCCUGCCGUACGUCAACCGCAGCAACAAAAAGGCCGAGCUGCUCAGCAGGACCACCACGCAGCAGCAGCAGCAGCCGCCGCCGCCAGCCGCCCGGGACGCCAGCCAGCGGCUGCCAUCCCACCUCGAGCCGCGGCCCGACUCGGGCGUCGCGCUCGACGACGGGUCCGAGGCGAGCGGGAGCGUCACGAGCAGCGGUGGCGUCCGCUACCCCAGCGACAGCGACGCAAUCAUGCUGCAGGGCGGCUUCGUGUUUGGCGGCGGCAGCGGCGGCGACGAGGCGAGCACGCCCGCGCUGUCGCUGCAGACGCCAACAUCGCUGUAUCACGCAGACAUGAUGCCUGCCGCGGCGCAGAUGAUGGGACAGGGCGGCCAUGCCGUCACGUCGGAGCCGCAGACGGACUUGACCCAGCUCUGGACCGACGAGAUGAUGUACAACAUGACAAUGGUCGGACUGGCGGAUGCCAACGCGGCACAGAACAGGACGUGGGAGGACACGUUAUCGCACAUGUCAUUCCAUGAAUCGACGACGCCGAAUUUAUUUUAG
Messenger RNA from Cordyceps militaris CM01, 2094 nucleotides. RefSeq lists its product as uncharacterized. NCBI's taxonomy places the organism in Eukaryota, Fungi, Ascomycota, Sordariomycetes, Hypocreales, Cordycipitaceae. The record is from RefSeq and is a predicted model, not a curated record. Bases 1 to 2094 code for a protein of 697 amino acids. The transcript has 4 exons.